UGAAUGUGGAGCUCUACAGCAAUAGUGUAACUUAAAUGUCUGAUUUAAGAAGAACACUCAACCAAUAUGAUAUCCAAUACCUAGCCGAUGUUCUUUCACGACAACACACACAGGUCCUCCACUAGUAAACUCUAAUGACUGUGGAACAAAACCUUAAAUCUUUGACAUUUAUAUACUAUCACCGUUUCCUUUAUCACAAACGAUGUCAUGGGAAAUGACAAGUGAUGUCCCUGGUUGUCAGAUUCAGAGAUUUGAUAGAACUGAGAAAUUGCUUAUGAGGUAAAACCAUGUAGUUUUACCAGUUUUAAGCUGUCAUAUGCCGAAAAAGCAUUGUGGAGGCAAUGGGUUCAGAGACCAAGAUGGGAGGAAGCUGUCCUUUAAGGACACACACCACCAUGUAAUUUUAUUCCAUGAUGACUUGAAACUUCUCAGCAGUUCAGGGAACAUGCUUUCCAUCGAUCUUUCAACUUUUCUUUCACUCAUCUGUCGCUUGAAGCCGGCAGCAUGAGGCGGCGAACAGUGGUGAUGUAUGUGGAGAUCGGCUGCUUUGUGUCCUGUCUGUGUGGCUGGAUGUUGAUCUGCUCCACGCUGGCCACUGAGUACUGGAUCUUCUCUGAGGUCAGCUCUGUAGUUCUGACCACCGGGAGCUACUAUUCCAACCUCUGGAUGGACUGCGUCUCGGACGGCACAGGCGUAUCUGACUGUAAAUACUACCCUUCCAUGAUGGACCUGCCUGUUUUCCUCCAUGUGUGCAGGGCUCUGUCUGUGGUCUCUGUGAUCUUUGGGUUCUGGGGAGCUGUGCUUGCCCUCAUUGGGAUGAGAUGUACCAAAAUCGGAGGCUCUGAACUCGCCAACGCCAGAGUCACAUUCGCCGCAGCAUUGACGUACAUGGCAUCUGGGUUCAGUGGUAUGAUAGUCUACUCCUGGUGGGGAGAUAAAGUGCGUUCUGAAUUUGUGGAUCCAUAUUUCUUACAAACAAAGUUUGAGCUCGGUGCCGCUCUCUUCAUUGGUUGGGGAGGGUCGUGUCUGGUUAUAUGUGGAAGUGCAGUCAUGUGCUAUUUCUCUGGGAAAGAGUCAUUCCCCAAAAGAUUCAAUAAACAACUCACAAGACCUCCAACCAAGAUGACAGCACAUACCAGACGUAUGUACAUGCUGCCCGUCUCGUCCAGACCCUCAGCUGUGUUCAUCCCUCCUUCACACCAAUCAUACACUGAGAGAAGAGGAAGCAGAGAGAGGAGAGGAACACAAGGAAGCCAGUCAUCAAGAACCGUCCGACCCAUAAGGCCUCCUAUAGACUCAGCUGUUUAAAAAAAUAAUCUAGCAACAUUUGUUGACACUUUUCCAACACUAGAAAUUGAAAUAUAACAGGAGUGCAAAGGAAAGAAGAAACUUGGAAGUGUUAUAAAAAGUGAAUUUAAUAAAUCAUCUAGGAUAUAAACAAUCAAAAAGUAUGAGGCAAUUAUUUUAAAGUGCAAUAUGUUCCUUAACCGUACUUGUACCUUUAUAUUUCAUAUAAAGUAAUAUUUAACACUGUGAAUCUACAACUCAAGGAAUGAAAGGCUGUUUGUGCACUGCUGUCCCUGAAUAAACACUAAGCCUGAGCUACAA
This is a messenger RNA of Pimephales promelas (fathead minnow), 1608 nucleotides long. Its product is annotated as claudin-10. Gene Ontology annotation, cellular component: membrane; bicellular tight junction. The record is from RefSeq and is a predicted model, not a curated record. Lineage: Eukaryota; Metazoa; Chordata; Actinopteri; Cypriniformes; Leuciscidae. Gene Ontology annotation, molecular function: structural molecule activity.